Kalmanozyma brasiliensis GHG001 is the source of this 888-nucleotide messenger RNA. RefSeq names its product Succinate dehydogenase/fumarate reductase N-terminal. Gene Ontology annotation, cellular component: mitochondrial membrane. The record is from RefSeq and is a predicted model, not a curated record. The coding region runs from base 1 to 888 and encodes 295 amino acids. Gene Ontology annotation, biological process: aerobic respiration; respiratory electron transport chain; tricarboxylic acid cycle. Lineage: Eukaryota; Fungi; Basidiomycota; Ustilaginomycetes; Ustilaginales. Gene Ontology annotation, molecular function: electron transfer activity; 2 iron, 2 sulfur cluster binding. The transcript has a single exon.
AUGUCACUGUUCACCGUCAGCAGCGGCCUUCGCGCCGCCCUCCGACCCUCCAUCGCCAGCACCUCGCGCGCGGCCGCCUUCACCACAACCGCCGCUGCGCGUCUCGCCACGCCCACCAGCGAUGCCCCCUCCAGCUCGGGCAAGCCCCAGCACUUGAAGCAGUUCAAGAUCUACCGCUGGAACCCUGACAAGCCCUCUGAGAAGCCCCGCCUGCAGUCGUACACCCUCGACCUCAACCAGACGGGCCCCAUGGUGCUCGACGCGCUCAUCAAGAUCAAGAAUGAGAUCGACCCUUCGCUCACCUUCCGUCGCUCGUGCCGUGAGGGCAUCUGCGGUUCGUGCGCCAUGAACAUCGACGGUGUCAACACCCUCGCCUGCCUUUGCAGGAUCGACAAGGCCAACGACACCAAGAUCUACCCCUUGCCGCACAUGUACGUCGUCAAGGACCUCGUUCCGGAUCUGACGCAGUUCUACAAGCAGUACCGCUCGAUCGAGCCCUUCCUCAAGUCGAACAACACCCCUGCUGAGGGCGAGCACCUGCAGUCGCCCGAGGAGCGUCGUCGUCUCGACGGUCUCUACGAGUGCAUUCUCUGUGCUUGCUGCUCCACCUCCUGCCCUUCCUACUGGUGGAACCAGGACGAAUACCUCGGACCUGCCGUCCUCAUGCAGGCUUACCGCUGGAUGGCCGACUCCCGUGACGACUUUGGCGAGGAGCGGAGACAGAAGCUCGAAAACACCUUUUCGCUCUACCGCUGCCACACCAUCAUGAACUGCUCCAGGACCUGCCCCAAGAACCUCAACCCCGGCAAGGCCAUCUCGCAGAUCAAGAAGGACAUGGCUGUGGGUGCACCCAAGGCCGCCGACCGCCCCAUCAUGGCUUCGUCGUAA